GUAAUAUGGCAAAGUUUCUAUUGUCGUAAUGCAGUUAAUUUAAAAUUCUCAAACAUUUAUGAAAACAAUCAUCAUACCUAAGUGUUUACUGUUGUAAGAAUGAAUUUUUUAAAAAUUAUUUUAUUGUCCAUUACUUUCUACAAUUUUCAAGCUAUUUUAAGUGAAGCAAAUAAAUCAAAUAUUCAACACUGGUUCAAAAUGAAACUCCACAGUGAGGUGAACAAAGAAUGCGAAUCAAAAGCAAAUUAUUCAAUUAAUUCAAAAGUUUAUGGUGAAUAUCGAACUAUUUUGGAACAAUAUUGGGAGCCUCUUUAUUACUGGAAUACAGAGAAAUUUGAUUACGUUCUUCAAAACGUUUAUAAUAUAAGAAUGAUUGAAAAAUUGAAGGAAAUAAUUAAUCUCAUACAGGGUUGUUUAGAUAAUGGAAACCAAUUAGAUCCCAAUGAAUUGGUUAUGGUUAUCGAUCAUAUUCUCACUAUUCACGCCAAAAGAGUUUUACUGCUUAAUUCAGAAAUGAUUGCUGAAAUGGGAGCUUGUAGGUUCAUAGUAAAAGCUGAUGUUUUGAAAAAGUGUGAAAAAGAAUUCGAAAAUAUUCUAUAUAAUCCGUCGAUAAAUGAUAUAACUCUAUUUCAAUUACUGACAGGUUCCAUAGUAUCUUCCACAUCUUGCAAGGAAAUCCUACCAUUAGAACAAUGUUUCAUGAAGGCUUUUGCUCCAUGCAAACCGAGCGCAAGAAAAAUUGUUAAACUCAUUCUCAGUCCAACCGACAAUGAGAAUAUUAUUUGUGAAGAAUUUCUCAAAGAAAUAGAAUUAUAUGACAAUGACAAUGUUAAUGGCAUUAUGUCACGUACAUUUAAAUAUUUUAAAAAUCAUCAACCAUUGUUUCGCGUACAAUAAAUGUGCUGGCUUUUUUAAAAG
This is a messenger RNA of Leptopilina heterotoma, 918 nucleotides long. RefSeq lists its product as uncharacterized. Lineage: Eukaryota; Metazoa; Arthropoda; Insecta; Hymenoptera; Figitidae. The transcript has 4 exons. The coding region runs from base 100 to 897 and encodes 265 amino acids. The record is from RefSeq and is a predicted model, not a curated record.